Molecule: messenger RNA, 3129 nt
Organism: Rhincodon typus (whale shark)
Lineage: Eukaryota; Metazoa; Chordata; Chondrichthyes; Orectolobiformes; Rhincodontidae
Product: beta-soluble NSF attachment protein
Exons: 11
Coding region: 173-1057 (294 amino acids)
Biological process (GO): SNARE complex disassembly; synaptic transmission, glutamatergic; intracellular protein transport
Cellular component (GO): synaptobrevin 2-SNAP-25-syntaxin-1a complex; terminal bouton; vacuolar membrane
Molecular function (GO): soluble NSF attachment protein activity; syntaxin binding
Source: RefSeq, a predicted model, not a curated record
UCAACCACUGCGGGAGGAUUAAAGAGCUCUCUCUGUCUCUGGGCAAAGGGGAGAGAGAGAGAGAGAAAAAAGCUUGUAGCAUCUGCAAAGGCUUGAACCUGCAUUAGUAAUAAAUUACAUGUUGCAUUGAAAAAAAAAUCCAGGGGAUCGAAAUUAAAACAAAAACAAUAACAUGGACAAUUCUGGCAAAGAGAAAGAAGCCAUGCAACUGAUGGCUGAUGCAGAGAAGAAGGUGAAAUCAUCGCAUUCCUUUCUUGGAGGUUUGUUUGGAGGAAACACAAGAGUAGAAGAGGCAUGUGAAAUGUUUGCCAGAGCUGCAAACAUGUUCAAGAUGGCUAAAAACUGGAGUGCUGCAGGGAAUGCAUUUUGCCAAGCAGCCAAGCUGCAUCUACAGUUACAAAGCAAACACGAUGCUGCCACCAGUUUUGUGGACGCUGGGAAUGCGUAUAAGAAGGCAGAUCCACAAGAGGCCAUCAACAGUUUAAAUGCUGCUAUUGACAUAUACACAGAUAUGGGGAGGUUUACAAUUGCAGCAAAACACCAUAUCACCAUUGCAGAGAUUUAUGAAUCGGAAUUGGUAGAUAUUGAGAAGGCUAUUGCUCACUAUGAACAAGCUGCAGAUUACUAUAAAGGAGAAGAAUCGAACAGUUCCGCUAACAAGUGUCUGUUGAAAGUAGCUGCCUACGCAGCUCAGCUAGAACAGUAUCAGAAGGCGAUAGAAAUCUAUGAGCAGGUUGGGACCAAUACCAUGGAUAAUCCACUGCUGAAAUAUAGUGCAAAGGAAUAUUUCUUCAAAGCAGCAUUGUGUCAUUUUAUUGUUGACGAGCUCAAUGCUAAGCUUGCUCUGGAGAAGUAUGAAGAAAUGUUUCCAGCAUUUUCCGAUUCACGAGAAUGCAAACUUUUAAAGAAAUUGCUCGAAGCUCAUGAGGAACAAAACGGCGAAGCUUACACUGAAGCAGUGAAGGAAUUUGAUUCUAUAUCACGACUGGACCAGUGGUUGACAACAAUGUUACUGCGCAUCAAAAAGUCCAUUCAUGGAGAAGGGGACCUCAAGUGAAAUAGCUUUGCAUACACUUGAGACAUUUUGCCAAUUGUGAUAUGCUAUUGUGCAUGCUGGGUUGUGGAUAUAUCUGUUUCAAUGUUAGUAAUUCAGUUUUGUUUCUUUUGUUUAAUAUGCCUGAUUAAUGUAUCAUUUAAAUAUAUUGUUUUCUCCAUUCUGCUCGUAAAUGCCCAAUUUGGGAACAGAUCCCAGCCAUAAGCAUCACAGCAUUUUAAAAGGCACGGUUAAGACGCAUCAACAUUUUUGCUUGACAGCCAUUCUGAAUGCUAGUGAAAUUUCCUCUUUUGUGCUUGUGAAAGUCUAUUGGGUGGUAACUAAAUGCUGCAGGAAAGGAAUAUGAAGAAACUUAGGUGGAGUACAAUUUCUGAAAAUUUUAUACUCCGCAGAAUCCUAAAGUUCAUGGCACUAGUUCACCAAAUGGCACAUAACUAACAUUAAAAAAAGACAUGUUGAUUUCAUAGGAUACAAAAUGUUCCAUUUGGAGAACUUAAUCUGCACUUUUCCUUCUGUAUUUAGAGCUGAUAAGUCACUUUAGUUGCUUUGAUUUUUAAUUUUGGAUGCCAGGAUUUAUAGAUGACUAUAACGAUACAAAGGAAAAGAUCAAUAUACCCUUUUCAUUUUGUAUUUUAGAAAAUGGUUUUCAUCGGUCAUAUAAAUUAGAGUUAUGAAUUUAAUGGUGUGUAAACUAGUGGCCUUUUAGAAUGGUUUAGGAAAGUAUUAAAACAGUUUAUUGCUAAAUGGUAGAUACUUCAUCUUAAGAUGAUUGAAGUAGGUUUUUAAAACUGGCUUUCUUUUAACCAUUUAUUCUAGUUACGUAUUUUAUUUUAAGCUUAGAAUGCUCAUGGACACAAUGGAAAAGGCUUGCAUCACACUGGUUAUGUAAUAUGGCAGCAGUCACUAGUUGUUUCUGUUUAUAAUGUGCAGCUGAAAAUGUGGAAACUUUUUCCAAUUUGCAAAAUGUCUAAAUGGGUUGUAACUACACAAAUAUUCUAUGUAAUGUUUUAUAAAGAAGAAAGCUUUUUGUAAAUCUAGAACUGAAUAUUUUGUGAAAAGCUUCCACAAUUUUUUUUCCACAUUUGAGUGCGUGCUUGCAUGUAUGUGUUUAUGUAUUUGUAACAACCUAAAGUAUAUCUUUGUCUAAUAGUAUGCUGCUUUUUGUUGUACAUGGUGCAGUUUUAGCCCGGGCACAUGUUCAGUUGUGAACAGUUUUUGUUGGAAACAAUUUUGCAAAACAUCUUGUAAGGUAAAACAUCCUAGAACAAAGGCUUGAUGUGGUCUCUGUGUGAAACAUCUAGCUAUGCUAUGGAAAAACACUGAUUAUGAUGCUAGGAUCUUAUUAUUCCACUGCAAAAAUCCAUGUAAAAGUUGAUUCCACAGAUCAAAUAUUAUCCCUGACAUAUGGAUUUCAUUGAGUAGUAUUAUUCUUUAAUACUUUAAAGACUGUAAAUAACUGGCAGUCUACCAGUGACAAGUGGUGAUAAUAAUCUAAUUGAAGGGUAACGAUAGGACCUCAGGGCAUGGAGGGAUAAGGAGAUUCAAAUCCAUUGUGUCCAACUCCUUAAGCUACACUUCACAAAUAAAUAUUCUGUUCUUGUAUGCAAUCUUCAGAAGCUGAGCACUUUAUAUGUAAGCAUGUGGAUGUUUUAUAAAAUAUCCUAAAGAAGCUGGUCAAUGAGCUGUUUCCCAAGGUUGUGAUAUACACAUCUUUAACAAAGACAUGACUGCAUUUAAUGUGUUUGUUUGCCAUGUUUGUGACAGUGUCAUUAAACAUAACCUUGAAUAAAAACCUUUAAUUCAUUGAGCUGUUUUAGGUCUUCAAACUUGGUUCUUCAGUGAAAACACAGAAUUGACUUAAUGAUCUACUUUGCAUGUGUUUCGUGUUUCAAAAUAUUUAGUUGUGUAAAAUGCAAAUAUUGUGUACUGACAAAUGAACUCAGUCCAGAUAUUGGUGUGUUUUCAGUUACAACAAUUUCUGUAUAUUCACUGUCUGCAAAAUAAAAACUGCAGGUCAGUCCAGCAGCAAGAGCUUUAUUGCCAAUGAGGACUUAUUGUCCUUUUUUCUUCAUUAC